AGAAGCCGUCCUGAAGAAACAUUUGGAGAAAUUUGGAGAAGGAGUCCGCGUGAGUAAACGGUCUAUUUUCUUUGACUUCGCUUUUAUGUUUGUUUUAUUCUGCAGUUGAGACCUUUUUUUUAAAUGCAGGUGACAAUGCAUGAUCGCAAUGGGAAAAGCAAGAAGUUUGCUUAUGUUUAUUGCGAGAAUAAAGAUGUUGCUUCACAGGUUAUUGAACUAUUAAACGAGAUAUAUCCAGAAGGAAAUAAGAUAAAGGCUACUAUCUCCAACCAACAUAAGGAAAAUUCCAGAAAGGAAGAGGAAGAAGUUGAUCUUAAAACUUCAAAGCCCGUCGAAAAGGCUCGUGAAGAUGUCAUAAUACCGUACACCAUCGGGGACAAAGAAGGGCACAUUAAAUUCAUCACGGAGCUGCGUAAGAAGUUGUCCAAGCUCAAGGAGGGUUCUGAUGUCGUGGAUGAGAUCUUUGAGGGCGAUUCAUGUCGUGUCCAAGCUCAAGCUCAUCCACUGCUCGUUGCAAAGCCAAGUGCCAAAAAGGCAGUACGGUGGAUUCAUGUCGAGCUGCGUGCUAUUGAUGAGAAGGACAACACUGGCAGUACGGUAAUGCUGACAACCCUGGCUGUCCGGAAGGACAACUUGUACGUCAAGGGCUUCACGAACGAGGACGGACAGUGGUUUGAGCUUCCAGCCAAUGCUGCUAACGACAACAUGAAGCUCCCGGAAGGUUACAAGGCAAAGGAGCUGAAAGUGUGGGACGUCAGCUACAGGGGACUAAUGAAUCUCAGUAACAAGGAUCAAGUCAAGAAGACACUCAUGUCAACGAGGCUGUGCAAGGCCUUCGCGGUGAGGGCCGUGAGCAGACUCUCGCGCUACCGAAUUGGGAAUGAAAAUGACCUUCCGGAGAAAAAAAUUGAUGAAAACCUCACCAGGCUGUCACUAGCGGGCCUGAUGGUGAUGAUCUGCGAGGCCGCAAGGAUGAAUCCUUUCCUCGACACCAUUGUAGGUGGCUGGGACGGGGGAACGGGACUCACCUCGCGGCUGUUGGAUAUCAUGUGGGAUUGGGGAAGCAUGUCAGCCGCACUGCUCAAGUGGAAGAAGACUGGUAAAUGGCCCAUCAAAUGCAGACAUGGUCUAGGCACUGCAUUAGCGUCCAUUAACCUUGUGCUUGACUCCACUGAUGUUACGGGCUCUGGACCAACCUGGGUGGAGAUUUUUGCCAUCUCUUCCAACUUCCCCGUUAUUAGCAUCACGGUCAUCGAUGAGGGAAAACGCAAAAAUACAAUCUACUAUAAGCAGAAGACGGAACAAAUUCACGAGGGGCAAACACAACAGGGAAUUGUACCUUUGAAGUUGACAGAUAAAGGCAGACGCAUUUCAGGGUAUGAAUAUUUCGGCAUGGAAGUUGUCCUCCCACCGUGGGAAAGCAGUGGUGAUAGCAUCACAAAGAAGUUUAAAUGGGAUUGCCGCAAACAGGAUGUAGACACCACCGAAGUUGUAGCCCACACUAUCAAUUUAGACCAUGGGCGCAAGAUUGUUGUCACUUAUUUGGUGAUGAAUAACUUAGUAGAGGCGAAGGUGGAGGUGAAGCUGCCGCUCAUAGGCGAGUCACCUAAAUAUUGGCGACCUAAUGACUUAGCUCACAGGGGAACAGACAAGAUCAGAGGCAAGAAGUACACUGUUCAUGGUGAAAUCAUUGCGCAGAUUGAUGGCUUUGAAGACAACCCGAUUGUGCUCUUCAGAACUGAAGGGGAGCAGGAGUUCCCCCGUGACCUUGAGACGUCCAUCCUGAUGCAAUCUUCCGUUUCUGUGCCAUCUGGUAAACGGCUUCAUAUCGACAUGGCGGCCCUGGAUAUUAAAGAAGCUCCUGGGGACCGGCCUGUCAAGAAAGCUAGUAGGCUCAGCUACGACUGUGGAAGAUCAAGACGGACUUCCCUUGCACAAGAUCAAGGUGAUGCCAAUAUUGAAGUUGAAGUUGAAGUGAACGUCACCUGGCCUGCUCAAGAGGAGACGGUGGAGAGAGAACCAGACGUUGUGUUCAUCAUUGGGGAUAGAGAAAAGUUCACUUCAUCCAUCGAGGAGCUGCGUGGCGUGCUCAUGCGCCAUGAACACCCCGAGGAUGCCUUGCAUGGCUGCAAAGACAAAGUGCUCCUCGACACCGGUAAACACCCAGUGCUCGCCAGACGACGCCAUUCUCAACAGCCACCGCGGUGGAUACACGUCAAGCUGGAAGUGGUGGCUGGCGAGGAGACGUCGUCCACGACCCUAGCCAUCCGGGAUGAUGAAUGCUGUGCAGCUGGAUUCAUGAACCAGAACGGAGUUUGGUACGAUCUUGCCCCACACUACCCUUGGCGGCGCAGCGGCGACAAGCAACUCCCACCAGAAUACAACUCUGUACGCCUAGACUGGGACUACCGCUUGUGGUCUGACGUCGCCCAGUAUGAACUUAUCCACGAGAGGCUGGGCAGAAUUUGCCUGGGCCAGGAAUCCGCUAGGGCCGCCGUGCGCAUGAUGUCACGAUACCCGGAUGUGGAGGAGCAUGAGGAACCCAUGCUAGCACUGGCACAACUGAUCAUCAUGGUAUGCGAAUCCGCAAGAUUCAAUCCUAUUUCUGAAUCCAUUGCGACUGGCUGGGAUACAAGGAUAGAAUGCCCCAAGGAACUGUAUGAGUACACCCGGAUCUGGCGUCAGAUAUCAGUGGCCCUGCUCCGCUGGAAGGAUCAUGGCCACAACAGCAACAGAUGGCCACAACAGCAACAUUCGGAAAUGGGAAUCAAUUGCCCAGUAGAUGCACUACGUAUCGUUUACCUCCUGUUCAACAGCGACGAUCGUACAAAACAGAUCUACAUGCAGUACACCAUCAAGGAAAAAGCAGGGUUCAGUACAUUCAUCGAGCAACUGCGUGAUGUGCUCGCCCGUCAUGAUCACCAGGAGGGUAUCUUGGAUGGCCACCCGAACCGUAAGUCUGACUCCGACUUAAACAACCGAGCUCUACUACAUGAAUGCCCAGCGCGGUUGAUUCACAUCAAGCUACAACUGGUGGGGGAGGAAACGUCGACUACCCUAGCCGUCCGAGAUAACGACGUGCACCUACUUGGCUUCAUGAACCAUGAGGGAGUUUGGUACGAGGCAUGGGACCGGUUCAAGGGCGACAGACUCGGAGCAGAAUUCAACCCCAAAUCGCUAAUGUGGGGUUCCUACAAACACAUGCUACCGCGCUUAAAUGUGGGCCUACUACGGUUCUUAAGUUUAAGCAACGACGAUGGAGACGUCAGCCGCCCCAAACUACACUUGAGUGACUGGGAUAAAGUCAGAAAGAAACUGGGCACCGAGCGCCUGGGCAAGGACUUUGCGGUGGAGGCCGUGCGCAUGCUGUCGCGCUACCCAGUCGUGGAGAAGGGUGAGUGCCCCAGGCUGGCACUGGCAGGCCUCAUCAUCAUGUUCUGCGAAUCCGCAAGGCUCGAUCCUGUCCAUGAGCACAUUGCAAAUGUGUGGGAGGACGACAACGGUACUGGAUUCCCCAAGGAGGUAAUGGAGCAAGUACAGGGAUUGGACAUGAUAUCAGAUACUUUGCUGAUAUGGAAGGAUACAGGCUACCACCGGUGGCCUCAAGAUAAUGAUAACCGCGCCAGCAUAAGGGAAAUUUGUGUCAGGGAUUGGCUGCACGGCAUAGGAAUCCGUACCCCAAAAGAUGCACUAGAUGUGGUUCACCUCGUGCCCGCCUGUAUGAUGGAAUGGGACGAUGAACCUUGCCCGUGGCCCUAGCCUUGGGAAAUGGACUUCGCUAAACGGGGGCCGAAAAUUAAGUGUGCCAAAAUAAAAAUACCAAUGAUGUACUUUUAUCUCCCUAUCUUUUAAUGGGUAAAUUUAUUUUUAUUGUACACUCUACAAUACUAA
Molecule: messenger RNA, 3891 nt
Organism: Triticum aestivum (bread wheat)
Lineage: Eukaryota; Viridiplantae; Streptophyta; Magnoliopsida; Poales; Poaceae
Exons: 6
Coding region: 124-3759 (1211 amino acids)
Biological process (GO): negative regulation of translation
Molecular function (GO): nucleic acid binding; rRNA N-glycosylase activity
Source: RefSeq, a predicted model, not a curated record